Messenger RNA from Vicia villosa (hairy vetch), 2319 nucleotides. RefSeq lists its product as uncharacterized. The record is from RefSeq and is a predicted model, not a curated record. Gene Ontology annotation, cellular component: VCP-NPL4-UFD1 AAA ATPase complex. The transcript is spliced from 3 exons. NCBI's taxonomy places the organism in Eukaryota, Viridiplantae, Streptophyta, Magnoliopsida, Fabales, Fabaceae. Gene Ontology annotation, molecular function: polyubiquitin modification-dependent protein binding. The coding region runs from base 89 to 1816 and encodes 575 amino acids.
ACUAUUAAUCAACAAUCACAAUUCACAAAUCACAAACUCUUUUCAUUUCGUAACCAACACGAACUCAGCAAACACGAAACACAGAAAAAUGGAUUUUGAACUGCGAAGAGCGAGAGAGAAGAUAGAAAAAGAGCAGAAGGAAAGAAAAGAGAAAGCGAGAUUGAAAGUUCAGAAGGAAAAGAAAGCCAAAGAGGAUGCUCGGAUUCAAAGGGAAGCCAUUGAAGCUGCUCAACGAUCUCGUCGUAUUGAUGCCGCUGAAGCUCAACUCAAGGCUGACCAACUGAUGCAAGAAAACCUACUUGCUGGGAGGGGAAUUGAUUUUUAUCGUUUGCUAGAAGCUGUCCCUUAUCAAGGUAGUGGAGAUAAGAUCAAAUUGCCUCCUUCUUGUUUUACAGAUUUGUCUGAUCAUGGAGCUCUUGACAAGGGACCGAUGUACUUUCAGUUAUCGUUAACUCACAAGGAUGGAUCUUCAGGCAUUCAAGGUACCGACGAAGACCAAACUGGAACCACCCAUUCAGGAGUUUUAGAAUUCACUGCUGAUGAAGGUUCAGUGGGUCUUCCUCCUCAUGUAUGGAAUAAUUUGUUUUGUGAAGGUUCUAUUAUGGAAUCUCCAUUGGUGGAAGUCCGGUAUGUUUGGCUUCCAAAAGGGACUUAUGCCAAACUUCAACCUGAAAGAGUAGGAUUUUCUGAUUUGCCAAACCAUAAAGCUAUCCUCGAAACAAGUCUUCGGCAGCAUGCUACUCUUUCUCAAGGUGACAUUUUCAUUGUAAACUAUGGAGAACUUGAAUACAAAUUAAAGGUGCUUGAGUUAAAACCUUCUUCAAGUGUAUCUGUUUUAGAAACAGAUAUUGAAGUCGACAUAGUUGAUCCGAUUGAAUUCUCAGAACAGACUCAUCAACAUGUUUUAAUUCCAGUUGUAUUUCGGACGCCACAAACUGGAACAGUAGAAGAAGGAAAGUUUGUGUAUUACAAGUUUUCAAUAGACAAUAACACUUGGGAGAAAAUUUCUAGUGGGAGUUCUAGUAUUGAGGUAAAAUUAGAAUCAGAGACAAAUGAGGGAGACAAUGAGGGAGACACUGAUCUUUUCAUUUCUAGACAUCCUCUCAUAUUUCCUACACGACACCAGCAUGAGUGGUCUUCCCAUGAUAUUGGAUCAAAGACUUUGAUUCUCAGCUCUAAAGAUAAAAACUUGGCUGCGGGGACUUACAGCAUUGGUGUAUACGGAUUUAAAGGAUCAACCGAGUACAAGCUAUCAGUCACGAUUCAAGAUAAUUUAAACCAAAAGUUGGGUCAGCAAGCAUCAUCUUCUAUGUCACCCAUGGAAUUGGAUACUGAACAAUGCAGGAAUUGCAGGCAUUACAUACCCUCAAGGACUAUUGCAUUACAUGAAGCUUACUGUAGCAGGCACAAUGUUACUUGCCAGCAUGAAGGUUGUGGAGUUGUUCUUAGAAUCGAGGAGUCCAAAAAUCACAUUCAUUGUAACAGGUGUGGUCAAGCUUUCCAGCAGGCAGAAUUGGAGAAACACAUGAAAGUUUUUCACGAGCCACUUAAAUGCCCUUGCGGAAUAGUACUUGAGAAAGAGCAAAUGGUGGAACAUCAAGCAUCAGUGUGUCCCUUGCGACUAAUUUCAUGCCGGUUUUGUGGUGAUAUGGUUCAAGCUGGAAGUUCUGCCAUGGAUGUGCGUGACAGAUUAAGAGGAUUGUCUGAGCAUGAGAGUGUUUGUGGGUCGAGGACUGCACCGUGUGAUUCUUGUGGACGUUCAGUAAUGUUGAAGGAGAUGGACAUACACCAGAUUGCUGUUCAUCAAAAAGGCUAAUUCUGAUGCACUCUCUGUUGUGAAGGAUUGCAUCUGGGUAAUCAUGAUAUAGAACUUAAUAGAAAGAUGAAACAUUUGUAUGUAUUGGUUGGCUACCAUGGGUUUGCACCCAGUUGUGGAUGUGUUACAUUGUUGAUCUUUUUAUUCAUUAUGUAUCAAAUUAUGAUUCUUUGUAGAAAAUGUGUUUGAGAACAAGUAUUAUGCAUACUCAUUACAAAAACUAAAGUAAAAUGGUUUCCAGAGUCUUCUCUUAUAUUAAGCUUUGCUACUACUCCCUCCGUCCCAGUCCCACAAUGAGCGACCCAUUUGGAAUAAAAUGGUGUCCCAAAAUGAAAGUUAAAUUGGUCUAGCUAACAUUGGUCUAGACCAGUCAUGCUAUUAUUCGGUACCACAAAUUCUAAUUAAAGAUAAAUUGUGUAUUCAAAUUUCAAUUUACUAUUAUUCACAUUUUGUAUGUUUUUUUCUUUCAGUUGUUCUUCUCUUAUAAUAAACUUUACAACCAG